UUCUCUAAGAUGCGGCGGCAAUGCACGGUAAACUGCCAGAUCGUAUUCAGAUUUCAUUCGUAUUAUUGCGAUCUUGUGAAUUCCUUAACGUCUUUAGGGGACCACACAUUUAGUCGACAACAAAAGAUGCAAAUAUUACUUGUAUCAUAUUUGCGUUGAAUUAGGUACCUGGAACCACUUCUCAAAUAAAACAAAUUUCAUAGCCUUAUUCAGGAAUCUACGAGAGUAGAAACCAAAAAUAUUUGACCAAAGAUGAAGGUGAUCGUUGCAGGAUUUGUUAAAACAGGAACCAAAACAAUGGCUGCUGUUCUUGACACUCUUGGAUAUUCAGUUCAUGAUUUUGAACACCAUUUAUAUCAUCUCGGAGACGAAUGGAUUAAGAUUUUGCAGCAAGGAGGCACAAAAGAGGAUUUUCGCCGAAUGUACGAAAACGUCGAUGUUGGAGUUGAUAUUCCGUUUGCAGUUUUUUGGGAAGAAAUUUUGGAAGCGUUUCCUGACGCUAAAAUAAUAUUUCUACAGCGAACUAGCGAAGAAAUUUGGGAAAAAAGCUUCCUCAACCAAGUAAAAAUGUUUAAUACAAAUUGGGGAUUCUUAGCUUUGUCAACAUUAUCUUAUACUGGAUUCAAAUUCUUUUAUACGCUGUCUAUUAUUGCACGCUUUUUAUUUGGCAACUACAACUUCUUGCCGUGGAAUGUAUUUUGCGGAGUGAGCAUGACUGUUGCCAGAAAACGGUAUAGAGACCAUUGCAACUCUGUUCUCACGAGAGCUCCUAAAGAUCGCCUACUUAUAUGUGAUCUGAGAGAAGGUUGGAAACCACUGUGUAAAUUCCUCGGCAAAGAUAUUCCAAAUGUUCCAUUUCCGCACGAAAACGAGAGAGGAAAGUUAGCGGAAACCUUGAUGAAACGAAGCCAGAUCUUCAAGAAGAUGCAAAAUGAAAUGAUGAUUAGUUUAAGUGUAAUUGGACUGAUUUUAUGCUAUUUGCUUUACUUGUGUAUUGGGCGUUUGCUGUAGAAAGAUGCUUUUUUCAUUUGCUUCUUCAUGCAAUGCAACGUUUAUAUUUUUUAAACCUUCCACCUCAAACAUUGAUUUUCUUCCCUGAUCUACCAAGUAUUCUAGCAAUUAUGCUUCAGGC
Styela clava is the source of this 1132-nucleotide messenger RNA. RefSeq lists its product as uncharacterized. Lineage: Eukaryota; Metazoa; Chordata; Ascidiacea; Stolidobranchia; Styelidae. The record is from RefSeq and is a predicted model, not a curated record.